AUGACAAUUACGUUAAAUUACCAAGAUAAUGAGAUUGUAUCGUCACCCACCGUUUUAAUUAGUGGAAAAACUUCGACUGGAAUUACGCAAGGUAUCGUACAAGUUGUGAAUAACGAUAAUCGGGUAUUUCCACCACAAUGUUUUGAGGUCAAUAAUGGUAAUUUCAAGGCUUUGAUUCAUGUCUCACCAAAUGAGAGGAAUAGGCUCAUAAUUGAGAUUAUGGAUAAUGGACGUAUAAAUCCCUUCGGCUUUCCUGAGUACUUUCACGGAAAGCCUAAAGUUGUGGAUAGAUCUGAAUUAAAUAUUAAUUUCAAUCCAUUGCCGCAGAAUAAACCAGUUCAUUUAUGUGUCUUAGUUGGUAAAGACUCUAAAGGAGUCUAUGAUAUGCCACAAUAUAGAUUGAAACGAGGUGAGCAAGCGAAUCUUCAAACGGCAAUUAAAAAGUUGAAAGUAGCUGGUAGAUUAAUGCAAGCCUUUACGCAGGAUGAUAUGAGGUCUACGGGUAUGAGUAAUAGGUCCUUCCAGUUUGUGGAAGAAUCUGUUGCAAGCCAAGGGAUAUUUGGUUAUACUGUAGAUUCACCGACUUCACAUCAAGAAAUUAAAAUACACGUAUUGAGAUCUCCGAAAACGGUGGCUGAAUUAAGAGAUCCUAAUUUAGCCCAGCAGAAUUCAAAAGGAAAUAAUACCGGCGGGCUUUUCAGUCAUGCGUUGGAGCUUAUUGAUAAAACUCCUGAGUUAAGUGACAAAUUUAAGCGCCUGAAGACUGCUGUUCAAUGUGCUGUUUUGUAUUUGGAUUCACAUUUUGAUACGAAACUGAACAUUAUCUUAACGCAUGCUGCAUUAGGUGGUGGUAAUUCAAACAUCAAAUUAGCAAUAUUUGGGUCUCAUGGAUUACAUUCAUGGCCUUCUAAUUUCCCUCAAUUAACUCCAAGCUUUUUAGAUGGAACUCAUUUAUCCAUUAAUGAGGUUGCAAAUGAUUGUAAUCAAUGUGGUACAAGUUGGGAAUGUUUGAACAUUACAUUGGGUGCAUUUAUGCAUGAAAUUGGACAUUUAUUAGGCUGUCCUCAUCAAGUCGAUGGUGUGAUGCUUCGUGAUUAUAUUUGGUGGAACAGGUCGUUUAUGACCAGGGAAGUAGAAUGCCUAAGAACAAAAUCUAGAGGUCAAUUGAUCAAUUCUAAUGGCGUGUGGCCUCAGGUUUGUCACUGGAACAGAUUGGAUUUAAUCAGGUUCUUCUAUCAUGACUCCUUUAGUUUGCCAAUUGAUUCAAACGAUCCAACAUAUGGAAAGGUACAAUCCACAACUAUGGUUCUGGAUGAUAGCUAUGAAGGAUCAUAUAGAACACCAACUCUGUAUAAUACCCCUCUGGGAGGAGCCCUUAUUAAGUCUGGAUCUGGUAUCUAUUUGAUUGAAUUCAUUUCUAAAGACUUAACAAGACAUUCCUUUUCCUAUUUCCCUAAGUCCUAUGGUGGUACAGGUCUACAACAUGAAAUAAUGUUAGACUAUGAUUCUUGCUUUCAAUCUCUCAGGAAGAACUCGAAUGAAGUUGAUGAGCAUUUCGCAGUAAGAGUAUUGUCGUUGGGUGGUGAUUUGUAUAUUAAUGAUUUCAAGAAACAUUGCUCAACUGACGCAGCUCAAAAUGUAAUCAAGAGUGAUUUUGGCUUAAACAGAGGUAUUCUUACCGGAUAUAAAAGUGCACUUUUAGGUAAAAGCAAAGAUAAAGAAUCAGUCAUAGGUUUUGAGCUUGAAAAAGUUUACAAGGUUCGUAUUUAUCACGGAGGCGCAUUAGACGGUGUUAGAUUUUAUUUCAAUACUUCUGAUAAUGCUGAAGCAAAAAACCCUCCAAAAGUUCCUCUUAGAAAUUAUUUACACAGGCUAACUAACAAACUGUCCGAUUCUUCUGAUACUAGAAACAACACUCAAGAAACAAGCCAUAAGGUUGUAACCAUUGGCCAUGAAAAGUCACAUUAUUCGGACUAUGAUAUUGGCCUGGGUGAAUUUAUUACCAAAUUCCAUAUUAGAAAUGGUGCCUGGAUUGAUGCUAUUCAAAUUGAAACAAAUACCGGCAGAAAAUCACCAAUGUUUGGUAAUGGGAAUGGUGGACAUUUAUCGACGUUGGAAUCCCCUGGCCGAGGUUUUCGUGUAAUAGGCAUGUAUGGUUAUGUAGGUUCAUGGUUAGAUGGUUUGGGAAUCAUAUAUACAAGUGAUUAG
Molecule: messenger RNA, 2208 nt
Organism: Debaryomyces fabryi
Lineage: Eukaryota; Fungi; Ascomycota; Pichiomycetes; Serinales; Debaryomycetaceae
Product: putative metalloendopeptidase
Exons: 1
Coding region: 1-2208 (735 amino acids)
Cellular component (GO): cytoplasm
Source: RefSeq, a predicted model, not a curated record